This is a messenger RNA of Arachis duranensis, 1502 nucleotides long. RefSeq lists its product as uncharacterized. NCBI's taxonomy places the organism in Eukaryota, Viridiplantae, Streptophyta, Magnoliopsida, Fabales, Fabaceae. The transcript has 8 exons. The coding region runs from base 118 to 1299 and encodes 393 amino acids. The record is from RefSeq and is a predicted model, not a curated record.
GAGAAGGUAAAGUAUUUGUAAGGUGUAAGACUGGGACUUGGGACGAGUAAAGAAGGUGAAGAUUAUAAUCCUCAGUCCUUAGCAAAUUCUCUUGUUAGUUUGCUUGAGAGAUUAAUAAUGGCCUAUGUUCCUCCGCACAUGAGGCACUCCAAGGACAACCAAAGACCCUCACCUUCACCCGAGUUGCCUCCUCGCCGGAGACAAUUCAGCCAGAGCCCUAGAUUGAACUUGUCAAGCAUCUAUUCAAAGGAUGCUGUUUCCAAUUGGUUCGUGGUUUCUUCACAUGAUCAUGAUCGUGAUCAUAAUCAGCUUCACCCUUCUUUACAACUUCGUCCCGUUUCUUUGGAAUCUUCUGACUGCAACUUGAAACAAAAGCCACAUAUUUUAGUUGAGAGCACCCAUGAUCAAUCUCAAGGGACACAUGCAACAAGAAACCCCUGGGAAAUUGUGGCAGCUAAAGCCAUUGACUACUUGCUUUCUUCUUUCGAAAACGUGAGGACUGAAUUGAAGUCCCAAAACCCCCAAUCUGAACAAAUUAAGCCUUUACUGGUUGCAAGAUUUGGCAAGAUUCUCUUCCACGGUACUUUUGCACAAGAAGAAAGACCCACAAUGCGACAGCUUCGUAGAUCGUUUUACACAAGUGUUCCUGCCUCCUAUAUGGAGAAAAUGACUACUUCGUUGCCACUUGAACUUGGACUUGAACCUGAUCAUACAGAAAAAGAGUUGUAUCUUGUGAAGCUGUCCGAUGCCAACCGACCAGAAUCAACUAUUUCUUGCAAGUGUAGCAUAAUAAAGGAGCAGAACAAGCUUAAGCUCUACAAGGUUGAACUAAAUUAUGUUCGCCACAUGGUCACAGAUGUAUCCUGUCCUGCUAAGAACCUUGAUCUCAGACUAAUGCUAUGCACCAAAAGGAUUAUAGCAGCUCCAAAAGAUGAUGAAAUUCAAUGCAUUCAAAAGUUGAUUGAUUCUGCAGUUCUAGAUGAAAAUGUGAAAGGUGGUUUGAGAUGGCCCCUAGGGAAAGCAUCUUCUGGAGACAGGUUUUCUGUUAUUGGGGUCUGGCACACUAUAACUAAAGCUUAUGUAGGUCCUUCCUUGAGGCUGAAGGCGAGACAUGCUGAUCGAUUCGAUUUUCUGACAUCAACUGGUGAAUCUGCAUCUGAAGUUUCCCUGAAACUGAAAGGAAUUGUCUCUGCAUUACAGGUGCAAAAGGUUGAUACAGCAUUGAUUUCAAAGAUGCUUGAAGAUACCAUAAAACUGUUAUGGGAUAAGUUUUUAAACUGUGAUGACUUUCUAGGAUGAUGCCUUGUUUCAAACUUCCAUCUCCAUCCCUACUUAAACCUUUGAUUUUGGUCAUAGCUACUAAUACUUGCAUGAUGAUCUGUUUCUUGGUGAUAGAAUCAUUAUUAUGCAUAAUUUUCCUUCUUCAGUGUUCAGUUUUGAGAAGUGAUGGGUUGGGUUAAUGUAUGCACUUGGUAUCUAAAUUAUGUUUUAUUGCACAUUAU